AUGGCCGUGACUCUAGAGCAGGCCCAGCGGGUGGGCUGUGUCUGCCUGAAAGCACUCCUCAGGUUCGCUUUUAUGGUCGCCAAUAACCUGGUUGCUAUUCCGUCCUACGUCUUGUAUUUAAUUAUGCUGCAGCCUCUCCGAGUGUUGGAUAGUCAAAGCUUCUGGUAUAUCGAAGGAGUAUUAUUUAAGUGGCUUUUAGCUAUGGUGGCUUCCUGGGGCUGGUGGGCAGGAUAUACAGUAGUGGAAUGGGGUGAUGAUGUUAAUGCAGUAUCAGAAGAUGAAGCCAUGGUGCUGGUGAACCAUCAAGCAACGGGUGACGUCUGCACUCUGAUGAUGUGCCUUCAGGAUAAAGGCACGGUUGUCCGUCAGAUGAUGUGGCUGAUGGAUCAUAUUUUUAAGUACACGAACUUUGGCAUCGUGUCUCUAAUCCAUGGAGACUUCUUUAUAAGACAGGGAAGAGCACACCGUGACCAGCAGCUUGUGUUACUCAAGGAGCAUCUAGAAAAGUAUUACAGGAGCCGCAAUCGGAAAUGGAUUGUUUUAUUUCCAGAGGGUGGCUUUCUUAGGAAAAGGAGAGAAACGAGCCAGGCAUUUGCCAAGAAAAACAAUUUGCCAUUUCUUAAACAUGUUACCCUGCCAAGGCUUGGGGCAACGCAAGUAAUCCUGGAAACACUUGUAGCGCCGCAAGAAAACGGGACUCCUGCAGGUGGAGGUGCUGUGAUAAGAGAGAGCAAAUCAAAAGGCCUCCAGUGGGUGAUAGAUGCAACCAUUGCGUAUCCCAAAGGUGAACCUCUAGACAUCCAAACCUGGAUUCUUGGCUACCGACAGCCAACGGUGACACAUGUACAUUACAGGGUUUACCCAGUUAAAGAUGUACCUGCAGAGCCUGAAGCUCUUACACACUGGCUUUAUCAACGAUUCAUUGAAAAGGAGGAUCUCUUGACACAUUUCUAUGAAACAGGAGCUUUUCCUCCACCGCAGGGUCAAACAAAAGCUAUUUCUCGGGAGAUGACCCUCAGUAACCUGUGGCUAGUGGGCAUACAGUCCUUCGCGUUCCUCUCGGGUGGUAUGUGGUACUGCAUCUUUCAGUAUUUUUAUCAUUGCCUCUUUUAAAAGUGGAAUGGGACCUGAGGACACAAUGGGAAGCCAGGCUCUCGCAAAUGAGUAUCAUGUUGUAUGUGCAAAUGUGAAUAUCCAAGAGUAAAGGAAAAUACUGGACAGACUCUUACCUCUCCCCAGGGAAAUGUUGAACUCUGCUGAAAGUGAAGAUCAGUACCAUAGUGACCUGAUGAUGUAUGAUUUUAAGAGUUGUCUGUAUUUUUAAAGAUGUAUAUUCUCACCCACACUUAAGCAAACUCCGCAUUUGGACAAAAGGUGCAAUCAUACAACCACCGUAGAAGAAUGUCUGUGACAAGAAGGCUCUGUCACCACAAGUACUUCUUGGCAUUGUAGUUAGAGCUCAGAAAACUCAGCAACUUGUCUCUUCAGUAGCCUGUACAGCGUUGGUGUGGUAGAGAUUCCUCAUUUGCACAACUUGUACUUUAUUGCAGCUCAUUGUGCUGGAGUCAAAGAUACUCGACAGAGCUGGUGGCGGUAUCUUUGCAGCUAUGCAGUUGUUGUAUGAGACACAUUGAUCUAAACCCAAGUCCCAGAUGAGAUCCAGCAUCAGUUGUGUUUUGUGAGGGAUCAGUCCUCAACAAAAGCAUUGCAGCAUCGUAGUGUGAUUCAGAGCUCUCCACGUUUGAUGGAUCAGCCCAUCCUUGCUGUGGGUGUGCCAUUGGCUUCCCGAAUUCCGUGUGUUGCCAGUAUCUUGUGUUCUGAGGAAACUUGGAAAAUGAAAGUUCACUUGGUUAAUUUUCCCCUUUUGCUCAGAAUGCACCUCAGCCGUCAGUAUCAGCUUUGCAAAUGCACUUUUAAAGGUGAAAAGACAGUGAAGGAAAGACAUAAAGCUUAGGGAAUAGAGGGAAGCUUUAUUGGUCUCACAUCAGAAGCUGUUUCUGAAGGUCUGCUGCUGAUUUUGAGCCACCUUUGUGUUUUGUAUAGUGCAGUCCAACCAAGGUGACCUUUGGGUGCUUCAUUGAGGCCUUUCUCUCCCCGCUGGUUGCAACACCACUAAUUGUACUUGUGGGAGAGUUGAAAUAAUUCAAUGCCAACCAUCUUAAUGUUUUGCUAAGGAGUCAUAGAAGAAAAAAUAGGUUCUUAAAGAGAAAAAAAUAGGUGUAAUUUCUGUCAUAAAUCUAUAGGA
Molecule: messenger RNA, 2245 nt
Organism: Neopsephotus bourkii (Bourke's parrot)
Lineage: Eukaryota; Metazoa; Chordata; Aves; Psittaciformes; Psittacidae
Gene: LPGAT1
Product: lysophosphatidylglycerol acyltransferase 1
Exons: 7
Coding region: 1-1113 (370 amino acids)
Cellular component (GO): endomembrane system
Molecular function (GO): acyltransferase activity
Source: RefSeq, a predicted model, not a curated record